This is a messenger RNA of Rhinocladiella mackenziei CBS 650.93, 462 nucleotides long. RefSeq lists its product as uncharacterized. The coding region runs from base 1 to 462 and encodes 153 amino acids. The transcript has a single exon. Gene Ontology annotation, molecular function: carbon-sulfur lyase activity. Lineage: Eukaryota; Fungi; Ascomycota; Eurotiomycetes; Chaetothyriales; Herpotrichiellaceae. The record is from RefSeq and is a predicted model, not a curated record.
AUGCUGAAAGGCAGCUGCGCCUGCGGGCGAAUCCGAUACGAAACUCAAGCUCAGGUCUUGGCAGUCAAUGCGUGCCAUUGCAAAACCUGCCAGCAAGUCUCGGGCGGGCCAUUCUUGGGCUUUGUAGACUUUCCAACCUCCGAGCUCAAAUGGACACGGCAGCCAGAGAUCUGGGCAAGCAGCGACAUUGCGGAACGCGGGUAUUGCAAGGUGUGCGGAUCGAGCAUGUCGAUGCGAUAUCAUUUCGAGCCCGAGCGGAUCGGACUGUGUCUGGGAACAGUACUCGAAGCUCGUCCACCUCUACCUGGACUGAGUGCGCAUAUCUUCUUGAAUGAAAAGGCAUCGUAUUUUGUUCUCCCAGAUGAUGGGGCAAGUGGAUGGGACGAGUUCAAGCCGAAGUUCCACGACAAAAUCAGGAAAUGGAAGCAAGGACGGGUGAGCAAUAUCAAGGCAAACUUGUGA